AUGGAGCUCCAGGAGUUGGGCUGGCUGUGCCUGGUGGGUCUCUUCCUUGCCUCUUUGCUGAUCGUACUGGGAUGGCUGCUCCAAUACCUGCUGACCGUGCUGCGGCUGUGGAGAGCCAGGAGGGCAGCCAAGAAGGAUGGGGAUCCUGCAUCCUGGAAGCAGCCCCCUUAUGGCCAGGCUGGAGGUGUGUGGGGCUUCCUACUGAAGCUCCGCUCAGGCCGGGAUGGAAGUCCUGCAUCAGAGGCUGGGGUGAAAGGCUUGUUGACCUCUCUUUUCUCCUUCAAAUCCUUCAGGGAGCACUUCCAGCGGAGCUGGGUCAAAGCUCUGAAUGAGCAGGCCUGCAGGCACGGGGUGAGUUCAACAUUUGAGAUCUUUAAGCCAUGAUGUAAAAGAGAGGAGAGGCACAAAUGAAUAAACAUGAUGCCAGUGUGUAGAGGAGCACGCCUAAGGUUACUCCACUGAGCAAGGGGCAUAAAUAGUUAAGCAAGGGUUGAUACUGUCAGUGUGCCCAUGUGCGCUGCAUGGCUGGAAGUGUGUGUAGGCAGAGAGGUGGAGGUGUGGGAGUUGGAGUGUCUAAUCAGCAGGAGGAUGGGGAGCAGAGGCUUGCAUAACAGCUCUGAAUCAAUGCACAUAAGAGCAGAGAGGCAACGGCAGGCAGCAUAGACACAGUAUGAACACCCACACCUUUUAUAAAUAGUCUGAUACCCUGGACUGCGAGGGGAAACUGAUGUGUUUGGUGAAAGUGGGAAGAAGGAGAAGCAAACAGCAUUGAUUGUCUUACAAUUCCUAAAGCUGAUAAUAAGUAGCAAUCAAAAAUGACAACUGCGGCAGAUGAAAUUAAAGUCCGGAUGCUUAGUGGUGGUAGUAUUUCUAAAUAGAUGGCUGCAUUGCUGUCAUUGUGUUGUGGUGUGGAGGAAGGCGUGUUUUCAUGUUUCUACAUCGAAACCACAACUUCACACUUGGAUUGAGCGUUGUCACUACACUAUGCCAGUGGCAGUCUAGCACAUUUACAAAGCUUACCAGACUCUCCUAAAGGUCUUUCUCCUUUAAAGUACGUCUUUUGAUCUGUGUAAAUCAAAGUCUGCCGCACAGUCAGACGUUUCCUUUUAAGCACUUGAAGAGGAGACACAUCCUCUACCCCCCACCCACGAACUGUGUGAGUGCUGAAUGAGAUAUAUGAAUUUGGGGGGAGUAUAAAGGGGUCAGAUCAAUGCACAGAGUGAAUGUGAACAACAAACAAAUCUCUUGAAAUAAUGAGGGUCAGCUCAGCUCAUCUUGACUGACUGGAAGUUCCCACUCUAAGUAAAAGCCUCUGGGAAAUAGUCAUUUGGUAAAAAUUCAAGUUAGUGCUUUGUGUGCGUGUGUGUGUUUGUGUGUGUGGGGGGCGAUAUUAAGGAAACAAACAGACAGCACUUAGCCACAAAAACUCACUGUUUGUAAGAUGGGAAAACCAGUUAUAUAGACAGAACAUAUUUCUUUAUCUGUAAUCUUGUUUCGUCAUUUUUAAUAAUCUAUCAAACUAAUAACACCAAUCCACGUCAUCACCCUAAAGAUCAAGCAACAGAUAGAUUAACCCAAAUCAUAAAAAAAAAAACAUUUUUUUUUUCCAUUUGAACUUUCAGGGAUAUUCAGGUAUAAAAUAGUUAAAUCACAUGACAGUAAUUCACACAGAUAUUGAAGCUCCUGUGAGGGGUUUUUAACUGGUUGCAAAACAGACUGAAAUUCAUGUUGAUGACUUUUGAUGACCUAAAAAAAAGCAUACAAGACCAUCAACAGUAAUAGAUACUUUUUCUCUACAUUUGAUUUUUUUAUGACUUGAACCACCAGCAGGGCAGUGUCAGACUAACUGUGUGCUGCAGAAACAGACUAUUCCUGACAAUACAAUUCUAUGUCAGAGAGACAUUUGCUGUAAAAAGGAGCAUGAUAAGAUUUUUUGUUCGGAACGCUUCUUAAGAACAGAAUCAACAUAAACCACAGGGGUGCCUAAAAUCAUCUAAAUCCCAUGGUUCCUCAUGGGAGCUUUAAGUGGGCAUAUGAUUGGGUAAUAAUUACACAGCAAUUUUUAUACAAUUGUCCAAAGAAUUAAUUUACUAUCCUUUCCUAUCCUUCAAAUCUUGAUCUAAAAGACAUAUAUGAAAGGAAAUAUAUAUUGUUUAUUUUUGCAUAUAAACAAAAAGUACAACCAAAAAUGUCUCAGCUACCCUCCCCCUGAAGGAAAAACAAGACAACGCAAAAAAUACAUUAAAGUUCCUGAUAUGAAGAAAACACAUCCAUUCUUAAAGAGUAAAGCAGUCACUCGUUGACUGUAAAAAAAAGAUUCAGUUGGACAAGCAGAGGAAUUUUAAGAGUUUCCAGUCCUUUCAAGCACAUUUUGGGAUCCUCAUUGUGGGAUCUCAGUCUCCCUGGUUGUUAAGUUGUGGCUGUUUCUCCUAACCACCGAUCAAUAGUGGGUCCAUUCUCUAUACUCUCUAGAUGAGUUUUUAUUCUGCAAUCACUAUUCCAAACCAAGCAGCAGUUUUUUGUCACAGUAAUUAGCACCUGAUGAGGAACCCGUGGUUCUUUGGAUGGACCUCAAGAGGCUCAGAUUCCCAACAUUUUCCAAAUGCCUCAAAGAGAUGAUAGAAGAUACUUUUACAGCAUGUAGAGAGUUUACUACAUGACCAGCAGGGAUGUGUUAAAUAGUUAAAUUUAGGCUUUAAUGUAUUCUAAAAUGGUGACACGGUAGUGAAAAAAAUAUUUUUUUUUUCCUUGGAGGUAUAAUCUGGCAAAAUGUUUCCUGAUAAAGUUACAGAUUUGUGGAAUGAUUAAAAAAAUUAAGUAGGAAUAUCAUGAAAAGCUCCAAGGUGGGCAGGUGAGGCAUAAAUAUGAGCAUUUAUUUCUGCUUAUUUUGGCUAAUAUCUGCUAAUAGCUUGUUUUGUUGCCAACAACAAGACUAUAACAUAUUGAAGUAUGACUCCUUUAUGGUCGCAGGACUAGGGACCAGGGCUAGGGAAGUCUUUUUGCAGACCAGUUGUUAUACUGCUGUUUUGGUUGAUGAAGGGUACAAGACAAAGCUCGGGAUUUGGAAGAGUAGAACCAGCUGCAGUCUUUGUUUUUGACAAAUAUUUUUAUUUACCAUGUAGUGGGCAAGAAGAGAUAAAACUUAUUGUAAAACUGUUAUUGUAAUAGCAUUCAUUUUUCCAGCCAAGGAAAUUGGAAGUGUUUUCCAGACGUCAAUGCUGUUUUUAAUUCACAGAUUUUUGCAGAUUGGAAAUAUACAAAGGGAUGUCAUCUGUAAAAAAAAGGAUAUUAAGUAUUCACACCCAUGUACAUCAGUGGGUGGAAUCUGAGGAUUUUGAUCGUGGCAGCUUUGUUGUUCUAUAACAACUGUGAACAGAAAUGGGGAUAGAGGCCAACCAUGGCAGGGUGUUAGAUGUUGCUGAAAAUGGAUGAGAGAUAUUUGAUGUGUGAUGAUUGAGGCCAUUUGGCAUAAGUAGAUGAUCUUGAGCCAUUCUAUAAAGGAGCAUCUAAAUCUAAAUUUCUAGAUAAACUCUUUUUUAAAACAUGAAACAGAGCUGCUCUGGCUGUUACUCUGUUUUCUGUCAUAAUGCUGAGCUUUGCUCCUGCCUUCCUGCUCUAGCUUCAUAUUUAUGACCUCAGAGUGAAGACUGUGACUGUUUCAUGCAUGUUUUCCCUCACGUGAGUUCAUCAGGGUCAAAGGUUUGUCUUUGUAAAUUUUCUCUGCAUACCUCACUAUGUUUGGACAUGCAGGUUUGGCGUGCUGGCCUUUUAUCUUUUUUCAUCAAAGAGGUGGUCAUAUUUUGGCGGGUCAUAAGAAACCAAUAAACAGAGUGCUCCUGCUCCUCUUCGGUUGAUAGUUUGCCUGCUUACUUAUCUCACAGUAGCUCCAGGAUGAUCCAUGAUGACUGUCUAAUUUUUGGACUCACAAUAUGUUUUAAAAAUCCACCAGCUUUAGGGAUUUCUCUUGCAGUAAUAAGGUGUGUUGUUUGUUUUUUUUUUCUAAUUCUCCAGGCUGGGUGAAUACGUCAGUGUUGGCUGAGACAGAGACAAGCUGUGAGAGUCUGUCUGUCCAUGUGGUGUUUGGUUUGAGAACUUAGAGUGGAAGCCAAAGCUUUCUAAGCUCACUCAUCACAAUGAAAAAUCUGCGAGUCAUUGUGUCUAGGAGUAGUGCAAUCUGUUAGUCUAAAUGCGUCUGAGGCUUAUGCAAAUCUCUUCAGAGUUUGUUAAUGAAUCUUUGAACUUGAUAAUGAUGUAACAAAUCACAAAAAGGAUUUUUUUUUCUGUCUUUUCUGCAAAGAUUUUAAGUCGCACCUUGUAGUUCACCUUUUCCUCUGCCAUUUCACCUCCUCCCUAAAAACCUGACAGGUAAAACCUGCUGCGGGGGUUUGUGACUGGUGAUAAGUGGCCACAAGCGAGUCACUUCACAUUCUUUGUGUCUCGCCUACAGUAAACACCUGUCACCUGCCAGCCAUGUUGCCGUGGCCACUUUCCAAACAUGCACUAGGAUGACCAUCCAAACUGUGGUUCAAAACACUCCCGUUCUCCUCUGACCUGCAUUUCAUGAUUGUGUUUCUGCAUCAGACCAAACAUGAGCUUCCCUGGAGGAACACAGUGCAAAUGAAGAUACGGCUCCAGUGUCACCAUGUGGGGAUUAGCAGCAAAUCCUUUAUAGCAUUAACCUAAGUACUUGUGCGGCAUUCAAGAUUGAUGCUGAAAGAGGUCUCAAGAUAAUUAUGUGAAAUUCAUCUAAAUAAAGGCAAAUUAAUGAGUUAAAGCGAUAAACUGGUGUGGCACAACCUGCCACUCGUAUUAUACAGCCAACAUAUAUAUAUUUAUAUACUGUAUAUAUAUAUUCAUGUAUACACUGUCCACUAGUACAGACGUGCAUUAUCAGCAAAGACUUUUAUAGAAGUGACUCAUUAAAUAAGGCUUGAAAUAAUUACUGUGAUAAUCAUAUAAUGGUUUGAUCAAUCUCCCAAACAAAAAAAGGACAAAACUGCUUCAUAUGCAGGCCUUCAAAUGAUAUUUUUGCUGCUUUUUUAUCUCCCAUUUAAGUAAAUGCCUUGGGAUUUCAGGGUUUGAUUGAACCAAACAAACAAUUCAGUAAUAUUCUCCCUGCUCUGGAAACUUUUCCUUUUGCAGUUUUCAGGAUAAACACCUGAUUUUUACACUAAUUAAAUAUUACUGGGAAUACUCCCAGUCCUACUGUGCCUUGGUAAGAAAACAAAGAGUGUGUGAAGUAUGAAACCACAGAGAGAGAAGCAGGUUAGCUUAGCAUAAGGAAUGGAAACACGGCGAGAUCUGCCCUCAAUAGUGGUUGUAACAGGGACAAGGUGCUGCUUUAUUUCUCGGAUGGAAAGAGGGACAUCCUGUAGUUUAUUAUCAUGAAGUUGCUAGGCAACCAGGGGAUAUCGUAACAUGAAGGUGGAAUUGAUAUUUUACUUGUACUUCAAAGAGAAUACAUGUCCACGUGAGCAAUAAAUAUUAGGUUACUCAUUGAUGAAGUUAUAGAUAAAGACCAAGUUUACUAUCAGGUAGUUGUAAAUUAACAAUAACUAAUCAUUUUGAAACCUGCUGAAGUGAUCAAAGAAAUGACGAGGGGCCCUUUUGUGCGAAUGUGAUCCAUUGGCAUUAUUUUUCCACAACACUACACUACUUAAUGUUGUGUUUUAAAAUUGCUGAAGCUGCAAUGAAGUAGUUUUUUCAAAAUCACUCCCCUCUCAUGAAGGUAUGCUCAUAUAAAACAGACACACUGGUUGAAUUGUGCAGCUCAAAGUUUCAGCUUUUAUAAUAAUGAUAUAUAAUAUUAUAAUAUCUUAUUAUGGCAUUAUGCACACACUAAUAUGGACCCUUUUAAUUGUUAAUACGGUCUGAACACAGCCUCAGUUUGAUGUAAUGACUUGCUGUAUUGUGAAAUUGGUUGGCAAGAAGUUGCAUAAAGUGGAAUUAGGUUAUAAGUCUUAACUAAACACCACAUGAGAACUGUAGCCUGCUAGUUUGGGUUAGUGCAGAAUCAUGUCCAGGCUUGCACAUUUUGCUCAUCCCACUCAUUCUCAGUCAGGCUGUGAGUGAAGCUGUUUACUUUCAGUCAGAACCAGAAUUAUUUUGGCAUUUAUCUUUUGCCUAGACCUCAGACUGACAAAAUUUUGUACUAAUAAUCAGAUAUAACAAAUUCAUCACAGUAGCUCUUAUUUUUUGUAGAACUUUAAGCAUGGCUGGGAAUUUCUGCUUACUGAUAUAUAUUAUUGUUUAAAUCAAUCAAAUUAGAUCGGAAAUGUCAGUGUCUGCUUGUAGUUUUCAGGAGUCUGGAUCUGCUACUGGUGUUAUUUUGUUUAUUGUAGUAGGAAGUGAUGUCAAGCUGGACCUCUCUAAUACUCACAUAAACAACCAUGAAAACGUAGCUUCCUUCAAGAGCAGCCCAAUCUAUCUCACUGAAGUUUGAAAUAGACAGAUUACAGCAUCCUUGUUGCAAAACACAUCCUCCUAAGGGGAGCCAUGCCCCUGACCCAUGAAGUACAAAAAAAAACCCAACUCCAAAAAAUGCUGGGGCUGAAUCCUGACAGCACAUUCAGAUGAUGUCAUGUAAAUACUGAGAGCAGCAACAAAUGCUGAAGCACAAGCAUCUCUGCUUAGGUUUGAAGAGAUAAGCUGUUUGUGCAACUGUGGGCUUCAGAUUCUUCACUUAGUUGACGGUUUAGUUUUUUUUUUGCACUUGUAUGUUAGAUAAUAAUAAAAAUAAAGAUUUUCCUAUAUCGGAGAGGUUGUCAGGGCCUCUCUUAAGACUCAGAUUAAAUGAGACAAUAGCAGCCGUAGGGUGAAAAGCAGAGCUGUUGAACACUAGCGAUGUGUGGCAGCAGGGAUGUUUACAGUUUUAAAGAUAUAGUGUCUAUAGUCUUUGGUUUUAACACUUCAUCACAGCUGCUGAUAUGUGACAAUGUCAACAGAAGGGCAUCGUUUUGGCGUACCAACACAUUACACGCAUUCGCUGGUGAAUUUGAUGGUAGUUUUCACAGAGUAACCAGCUCGCUAUAUGUCAUCAGAAUGGCUUAAGUGUAUACCUUCAGAGGCUGAUGUAGAUUCAACACAAGCCAUCCCACAUCAUGAUUUAUAUGCUUUUGUCUCACUCAAACAUACAGUAGGUAGCUUAAAUAGUGGAUUUAAAGAUUCAUGAGUCCACUCAGCAGCAUAAAAAGGACCUUCUGCACUUUUUGACAGUAAUUCCAUAAUGCAGAGGGUUUCAUGACUCAGUUGUUUAUCCAGUGGAAAUAUCUGAUUGCUGAAGUAUUAUCGUGGGAGCCGUUGGAUGUGAUCUUGCCUUGGCAGAAGGAGGUGAUAUGGAGCUGUUCAGAUGUCUGUAGCUGGAUUAAUUUCUGCGCUGGGCUUUAAGGACUGGGCUGGUUGGCCUCCUCAAACCAGCAAAUCAUAACAGCAUCGUCAGACCCUCUCUUCGCAUCUGCAGCUGACAAAUGAUGCCCAGCCAUUGUCUGUGGAUCCAGUGGGUGGUAGAGUGGGAGUAAUAGAGUAUUUGAGUGUGCAUCUGCGGGGAAGGAAGCUCCCUGUCCACUCAAGAUCUGCAAUUAUACAGAGCCCGGUGAUUAGCAGGAGGGCACAGUUCAUUUCUUCCCUCUCUGGCUGCCAGCUGCCGGUAGAUGAUUAACAUCUUGUGAUUUUACUCAAGUGGACUCAUCUUAACGACAGAGGACGUAAAGCACUCCACUUUUAUUUGCUUCAGUCAUAGUCAUUGAUGAAAUCCACGAGCCAGGUUUACUUUAAAUGACCAAAUUUGACUUGAGUCCUCUGGCAGUUAUUGAGCUCCUUUGACUCAGCAUUUUAAAUGGAGACACACACACUCUGUCCAUUAUCUUCCUGUUAAAUGAUCCCUGAACACAUUGUAUAUUAAAGUUACAGGAAGUCCCAUUGCCCUAAGGGAGUCAAUCUGCUGUUGUUUCAUUGAUCAUAUUUUACGGAAGUAUAUUUUUGUACAUUUUGUGUUUAAUAGAUGGGACAGCCGAAGUGAGGUCUAGAUGACAACAUCUCCAUGCUAACAUGCUCAGACCGACUCUGCUAAAACGUUAUUAUUAUAGUUUACCUGUUUAACCUAUUGACCCAAGUACUUAUAUUUAACACAAUAACAUGCCCCACAUUGCUAGUAUUGGUACAAAACACAACUGUAUUUAAGGAGUUUGUGUGGUGAGGCUAACAUUUUUCUUUUGAACAACCUGCAAAUUAGCAAUGGGAGAAAAAAUCGAUACAGCAUAGUAUCGUGAUAUUUUGUCUGGUGAUAUAUCAUAUUGUCUCACUGAACAAGUAUCGAUUUUUUCAUAUUCAUUGUUAAUAUGAAGUCAAAUCUAUGAUAGUGGAAAAUUAAAAUCGACUGUUUGUCCAGUGAGGUUGGCAGAGGUGACAUCAUAGAGCAGGAGAAAGUUAGUACAACAAAUAUAUAUAAGGUUUGCAAGAUGUGCUACAUGAAAAUAAAAUACAGUGUAAAUAAGACAAACAUAAAGGAAAGACAAAUGCUAAAUUAGCUAAACAGUUGAAAAAUGGUACAAAUUGCAAUAUAUGGUAUCACAAUACUCACUGUGUUGCAAAAUGUUAAAAAUCACAAUAUUAUCGUAUUGUGGCCGAAGUAUCGUAAUAAUAUCAUAUCCUGGGGUCACUGGUGAUUCCCACCCCUACUGCAAAUGAUAUUUGACUGCUUUCCUGAAGUAAAAAGAAAUUCCACAAAUUAUAGAGCGAGGCUUAUCUUUUUCAUCAAGUUUGUACCUUUUUGCAGCCUUAAACAGUGAUUCAUGCUGCGAAAAGAAAAAAGCAUAAGGGAAGAGAAGGGUCAUCAAAAGCCACAGGGGGAGUGUAUUUCUGGUUGACCCACAUGCUUUUCAGACAGCCGGACCCAAAGGGUUGUUGUGACAAACCUGAAGUGACACUGUGGAUAUCCUCAGGAAUGGUCUCUUUCCAGAAAUACCUUCAUCACACACACUCAUACGAACAACCGUGGUUCACAAGGACAAACGUGUGGUUACGCUGCGAGCUUUGCCCUCUCCAUGACAAAAUGAGCUCUACAGCUUCAGCCAGGAUACACAACACCGUAGAGCACCAGAUGGCUUUCAAGAGGCCAAUGGAUGCAAAUGUGUGAGUAAGCUGUCCUCUGAGUAGUGAAGAGCAGUGAUGGACCAAGCACACUACAUCAUUGCUUGAGUCUAAGUACAGGCACUUCUGGUCAAAUACUACCCCAAUAUGAGGAAAAUUUGUUAAAGACAGUCAAAUUAUUCGUCAAGAUGAAGUGCAGGAGUGUUUGCUUUUAAGAAUACUUAAGUAAUCAAACUAAAAAAUAUUAUAAUGUAUUUUAACAGUGCAUGAGGGAAAAACCAUUCAACUUCAUUAUGCUCAUUUAAAUAACAUUAUUGACGUUUUUAAACUCCCAUGGCUGACAGAUUUCAAGAGUUGCAAUAAUAGGAACUAUAAGCUGAACAACCAACAAUAGAAGAGAAACAGCGGAUAAGUUUACAAGCACGGGCAAUUUCAUUUGAAAUGUUCAUCUGGAAUAAAACCAAUUUUUAGUUACAUGCCUGGACACGCAGUUGCUGCAGCCGUUGCUGCUGUGGCAACUGCUGUGACAGACUGGGCUGCUAAUGAAGGAACCUCAGUCACAUGAUCUGAGCUUUUUAAAAAGUUAUCAUAUCAGGCCAGAUGCAAUAUGAUAUAAACAUAUACGAUAGAGAAGUUAACCAUAUUCGCCUCUUGUUUUUCAUGUGGUGCUUUGUAAUGAAAUAUUACUCCUCACCCUAGUUACAAUAAUCAGUCUACCGCUGCAUUUAAUUAUCAGACUGUUUACAUCAACUGAAUGACAGCCAUGAACAAAUGAGUCGUUAGGUUUACAUAAGAUUUACAUAAAUGAAUGCUAUUUAAAAGAUUUUUAGUGGGGAGAAUAUAUAUAUAAAAAAAACACACAUCCAAACCAUCUAUGAGCUCCAAUACACCAGAAGUUCAAUUCACCAGUUGAGUGACACACCCGCUCUUUGUCAGAUUUAGGAUUUUCAAUCAAACCUCAUUUCUUUGACCAAAAGUGACACUUUACCUUUGUGGCCACAAAGCCAGCACCAUGGUUGAACUCAGCAUACAAAUCUGGGAUUAUAGUUCAGCACAGAAAGUAAUUCUCACCGCAAAUAUUGUCAGCACCAACAGUCAGAAACAACACAGACUUAAAUAUCUGAUGACAUAACCUUCCCUCAGGCAUGCAAGCGUUUGAUUGACACAUAUUGGGAAGCCUCUACUGCUGUCCUUAAGUAAUUUUAAAAUAUUUGUUUUUUUUUCUUUGUCUUUUCAAAACAUGUGUGACAUAAAUAGAUACAAGAGUGUAUUGUUAAUGCAAAGACAGAUUUGGGUGUUCCUGGGUAAAGAAUUUGUUAUAGUUGAUAGCAUCUGAUAACGUUGUGAUGAGGCCCAUAACAUAGGCUGUAUGUAAGUAUACGUACAUAUCUAUCACACCACACACACUCCAAAUGUCCCCUGUCUAUGUUAUCUUACAUUCUGAAGCAGUUUUCAUCUAGUUAUACUCCCUUUGCAGAAUGUGUGUAUCCCAAAAAGUCCUGACAUUUAGAAAAUUUGCUCGGAUCCUUGUGCCAUCUCUAAUUAGCCUCACUGCAGAGAUGCCGAUGGUGUUUGACUGCAGUGACACAAACAUCGGCAAAGCAACAUGUACAAACCGCACACAAUCAGCACCACGUGAUUAUUGGAUUCUCUGAAGCCCUCGCGAUCUGAAAUACAUCACAUCAUAUUUGUUCUGCACUCUGGAUGUAAUGAGCGGCUGGGUGACUGAGCAGUUUUAGAGGCUCCAGCCAACCGAGGUAAACACAGCCGGUUGUACUCCGUGGUCAUGUGACUGCAGUGUUGGUCCAGAGAACCUACGUCAGCUUGCAGCAUUGCACUUGGCUUCUUGCCCUCCUGGCUGGAACUCACACACAUACAUAUACACACAGCACAAACUUUGUUAUAUCAUCCUCCCACCUCUGCCCUGCCUCCACUGUUGUGUGUGAUAGCAAUUGGACUUGGACCUAGAGGAACAUAUGCCCUGACAAUAGGGGAUUUGUUUUCCUUAGCUUGAGACAGUGAAAGCUAUCGUCUGAACAGAUCUUCUGGCACGUUCACACUGUGAUAGUGGGCCACUGGUGUUGCUACAUUACUGGUAAAUCUUUCUUACAACUGCUGCUGUAAUUCCUGUUGUCAGGGGUCUCCUCCAAGUCUAGCACUCCCACAUUUAAAGCUGCCUUGCUGUGAGCAUGACUAAGCAUAGUUUGAUGCAGUCCUGAAUCUGAUAAUGGACACUGAAGGGUGAGGCAGAGACUCAGUGUACCCUUACAUUAGCCAGAUCCAUUCAGGGUAAAAACUUCUGCAUUUUAACAGGAGCGCUCAAACUCACAUCAUGUAUUCCCUAGCAGCCCUUGGUCAAACAUAUGUUGUAACUUUUUUGCCAGUAUCUUCAGGCAUAAUUCAGCUGAGUGCACAAAUCCACUGAGCUGCCUGGAGAAAAACCAAUGUUGCUUUGCCAUUCGUGGAAUACACAGGCAUGCUUGUAGAAACGGCUGCUUUCCAGUAUUCACAUACACAUUUUGAAGACAUUGCAAGUGGCUUUUUACAGAUUCAGGUGACAGUGAAAGUUUUCUCAGGAGAGUACAAUCCAAAAUGUAGUUUCAUGACUCUAACACAGAGGAACUACUUAAGUUUCUCUUAAAAAUACGAAGAAAAAUGUCCCAAUCACAGCAAUGUGUUUUUUUAAGUUUAUACUUGUGAUAAGUACAAAAAGUAUCAUGGCUAACUUGUACGAAAAAUCUAGAUUUCAGUACUACAUUUGUAAAUUUAUGUGAGUAAAAAACAUGAGAUCAUACAAAUUGUCAUAUUUUUAGGGAAGAGUCAUAAUGUAAGACUUUAGCCUGUAUGUUAUACUGAAGGAGAAGAUCAAAAGAACAGCUGGCCACCUGAACUGAAAUCAGGAACAUGGAGUCUCAUUUAAAGUCAUACCAAACACGAGCUUCACAAUUAACUAAAAACUGACAUCAGAACCACGUCAUUAUGAGGAUCAUAAUUCUUCAUCAAUUGUGUGAUAGCUGUGUCUAUAAUAACGAACAUCAGGCCAACAGGAAGCCUGCGCAUGAUUCAGCAACCUCUGUUUGAUAGCUGCAGGCUGUUCUUCUGAUAUUUCCUAUUAAGCUGGUUUUGUCUGUAUAGAUUGGCCCUGAUUUGCCUUGGUCUGCAAUAAUAACUUCUUUUCACAAAAAUAUCAGCUUUAUUCUUGUAAGAUUUCUGCUUUAAUCUUUCAUUAGUUUUUUCUUGAUGUGCCUCUACUCCUUUGUUGUGAUCUGGCCCCAUGUGUGAAACAAAAUUGUUCACUUAUAAUAAAUAAACAUAUGAAAUAAGUACAUUGAAAAACUAGGAGUUUAUCGCAAUAAAUAAGAACAAAUUUUCUACAUAGACAAGCAAUCUUUAUACACUCAUAAUGUGCACAUUUUGCCUUUAGGAUGGAGCUCUGAAUGUAAUGGCCUUGCAUCUCCAUCAUUUCAAUUCAGUCUGAUUAAACCCAAGCUGCAUAUUAACCACCCUCAGAUUGAUAUGUGCCAACUUAACGGUUUUGUUUCUUCAUUGCAUAACAUCAAUUAUUGUCUGAUAUCAAGCAAGCUGAGCUUUUAAACAUCACUCAAUUUUAGCCUCUAAGUUUUGCUCUCAUUUAUUUGAAAAUAAGAUCACUUCAGGCCAUACAACAUUCAAACAGCUCAUAUCACAUCCAUGAAGGUUUAUUUGUAACCAGCUGAUAGAAAAUAUGACAUGCUUUAUUUUCUAAUCAUAGUUGUAUUAAAAGGUUAUUUGGUGUUGGCAAUAAUUAAGUUGAGACACCAGAUUUCGAAUCAGGAAAAAAAGAAAUGUCGUUCAUCCAAUUAAUAUUCACAACAUGCCUCAGUUAAUUUGCAUUUUAUUUAGAAUGUACAGCAGCUGUUUCAUUUACUGAUUGGCCAAAGAUUCAUGAGGUCUGUAAGGAACUGCUAAGUGUCAGCAUGAAAGGCUGUAUCACUGCUGUACAAAAUCUUUUAUGUCUUCCCCAAGUGUCUCCUCUCUUCCUCUUAUAUAAUAUUUAGGACAUUUGUUCUCCUCCUACGUCUCUUCCAGAGCUCGAUCCAGAUCACUUUUGACAGCAGUCUCCAGCUAACUGCUGCCUCUGCCAUAGAUAGUGUGACCUGCACUGACCAAUCAGCACACAGAAUGGUGAGUAAUAUUUGUGGUCUAUAUUCUUUUAACACAUGCAGGGAUUAACAUCGGAGGCAGACAUAUUAAGUCACUUGUCUGGUAAAUUUAAAUUGGGGCAAGAUACGAAAAAAAAAAGGCUGGCCCAAAUUUCUGUGCGGAGUCAAUGAGCUGCAUGAAGGCAUGUUUUAGCUAAAAGGGGAUUUAUACGCAGCUUCAAAUAUGAUAUUCUCACAUUGAGGUGCUGAACGCUGAUUCUAUUUUGCAGGUGUUACACUGUAAAUGCUGGGUGGACACUGUGACAUUUCCCGUGACCGUCACCCAGCAGUCACCCGCUGCCGUUUCCAUGGACACCUAUCAGAUCACGAUUGCACCUACAGUGGCAAAGGUACAAAAGCACACCACCUGGAUUUUUGUAAUUUGCACAUUUGAGGGAAGGCCUCUGAAACAAAUGAGGGUGUCAAGCAACAUUUGCAUUGUCAUUCAAAUCACAUGCAAUCCGGUCAACACUGUCAUGGUCAAUAGAUGUGGAAUCUUUGAUGUUUGACUCAUUAUGAGAAUUUCAGUGAUGCAUCCAUGUACCGAUUUAAAAAUCCAUAAGCUCUAAUGCAAGGGAUGUACUAUUUGAACUCCUUUCACCAUUUAGCUUCAAGUGACACUUUGUUUUUCACCAGAUAAAGAGCCUUUGCAUAUUUUGUAUCAUGAAAGAGUCCCAGCCUUCUGUUCUCCAAAUACAAGGCCCUGUCGGUAAUAAAUUAUCAAAAGAAAUCAGUUUAGUGACUUAUUAAUGAGAAGAUGCUGCGUAUUAAAUUCCACGGUAUUGCUCUCAUAAUCAAAUGAAAUUCCAUCCCUGCCUGCCUGUCCAGCCUGUCUCCAUUAAGUCUGUGUUUUCUAACCCUGCUUCCUGGGCUCUGCUUCCAUCAGGUGGUGGUGUUUCUGGAGGAGAUGGCAGAUGAGGGUUUGCUAAUGUCCUGGACUCUUUCCAAGCAGCCAUCAUUUACUCUGACUGUGUCCCCGUGUAAGGUGCAGAGACAGGUGAGAACGUCUGAUACUGAUAGGACAAAUAUGAUAUGUCUGUGUCAUGCACCCAUGUGGUGUCAUGUUAGUGACAAACUCUUGAACCGUUCGGAGUUUAAAACCCAAAAUCCGAGCACAUUCAAAAAGGGAAACACAUUAUUUAAAUGAUGUCUGGGACUGAUUUCAUAAAUCUCAGUCAACACGUCAUGUUUUGCAUGUGAGUCACUCUCCGCCUCAUUACACUCCUCAUGAGUCAUGAAGGAAAUGCCGCUCUAAAUAUGGUUGAAUAAACAUGCAUGCCAUGUGAUGCCUUUUGUCUGAGACAGCAACAAAGUAAAAUGUAGGAAAAAGGAGGAUGUUUCACUUCUGCAGAAGAACUCUUGGGGAUAAUAACUGAGUGUGAUAAUUCUGUUGUAAUUAUAUUAUAACACACAAUUCCUGUUUUGAAGUCAACCUAAUUAAAAGUAUGAAAUAUUCAGUGUUCAGUCUCCCCUGAAGUGCAAGACUUCUUUAACAAACUAAGACAUCAAAGCAGCAGCUCUGCAAUUAUUUUUUAUUUGUUACACUUUGAUAAUUUUAUAAUGGCGGUGACAUAAAACUGAUUAAAAGCCACACUUUACAUCAUACAAGUCCAUAUAAUUCCAUUUCUGCUGCACAAACACAUCAUCAAUGAGUAAUAGGCUGCUUGCUGUUUCCCCUAGAGCACAGAGGGAGAUGCAGACCUGGACACCAUUAAGGGACUAAUAGAGGACACUCUGUUCAGCACUCAACCAGCAAUGGUCCUCAACCUCAAGACUUGUGUGUCCAAUCCACUGGUGAGAAGUAUUUGUGUUUUGUAUAAAGUGAUGUACUGUUACAGAUGAAACAGCAGCCGCUUGUUUGUAGCGAGACCUCGGGCCAGUCCAUUACGGACUACAGCGGGAUGACGCAGCUCAAGGAAGAACAUUUCUGAUCAUUUCUUCAUGGAAAUGCAAUCAGACCGAGACGCUAAGGCAAAAGAACUAUCGCGUCUGCAGUGCAAAAUGAUUAAUAUGGUGAUUAUUACUUCAGGAAAAUGAUAAAGUAAUGAUCAUAAAUGUUCUUCCUUGAGCUGCGUCAUCCCGCUGUAGUCCGUAAUGGACUGGCCCGAGGUCUCACUUCAAACAAGCGGCUGCUGGAAGAGAGUAGGUGAGUUGUGUUUCGUCUCUUUGCUAAAGAAAUUGGGCAAAGCUUAAAAGAUGUUUGGUGGCUAGUGCUGUGGCUGGGACCCUAUAUGUACUGUUGAUGAAGUUAGGUGCUGUUCUGAGCAUUAUUUGUGGCUAUAGAGUGGCGUUUUGGUUGAGGUUUGUUGAUGGCUCCUCAGACUGCUGUAUAUUGCUAUCGUGUGGUCGUUACUAAAGUUGGUAUAACUAGAGAAGUAAGUGGUCGGCAACAUUCAUCUCUCAAGGGGGUGUCUAACUCGAUGUUACGGUGGGUUUGACCCUAAAUUAAUUUUAAGCCGGAAUAUCCCUUUAAGGUGAAUAAGGAUUGUUAAGACAUUUGUCAUUGUUUACUUCUCUAGCGGUGUUUAUAUUUUAUUCACACAAAAGGACAAAAAAGGCGUACAACAGCGCUGGUUAAUUUAAGGUCCGUCCAUAAGAAAUAACCCUGUUAGAUAACAAUGAAACCAUCAUCUUGUUAUCUUGAAAGAAAAUAUAUCAAUUAACACUAAAGGAUGUGAACAAUGAAUUGAACAACUAUCAUUGAUCUUCAAACUAGAACCUUUGAAAACAACUCACUCUUGACUUACUUGGUAGGACUGAAUGCUAUUUAAUAGAUCCGAUGCUUCAACUAAUUUUGCUCUCAAACCCCUUUUCUGCUCCAGGCCCCCAUGGACCAUCUGUCUGUGGGAUUAAACUCAGCACCCCAGAGCAUCUUGGUGAGACGACUACUGCUCCGGCAGCUCAGGGCGACCUUAAGUAAAGGUCAGACAUUUCCUUCAGCGUCAGAUCAUUUCCGCCCGGCUCUCUGCUGAUUUCAGAUGUCUCACUGUGUCUCUGUGUGCUAGCAGGUCAGUGGUCCAGAUCAGGAGAGCUGUGCUGUGUACUGAACCUGGACCAGCCCUCCGCUGAGAGGUCGACACACUUUCUGUCAAUGCCUAGCAACCCCAACGCCCCGCUGGAAUGGAGCGAAGAAAUUUCUCUGUAAGAUGGAUUUUCUGGGUGCUGUUUAAGUGAUUUUCAAGAUAGAAGCCCUAAAAAUACAUUAUUCCAAUUUGAAUGAAAAAUAGUUACUAAUGUCUAUUUACUUGGGCAGACUUUAGAAAUCAAUGGAUUUUUGUUCAAAGGCAUCAUGUUCAGAUUUGAAGAGAAUAAAAAAGGAAAAAUAAAGUUUCAGAAAAAAAUGUAAUUGAUUUGCCUUUAUCCUUUAACUCUUCCUUUGUUUCGUCAGGUAUCUUCCUUUUUUAAUAUGAAUAUUUCUCUUACUUUUACCCAUUACUAAUCUCACAAACCUUCUCCACUGAUUUUAUUUGCACCUGCCUGUAACCAUUUUAAUCGAAGGUCCUCCCUCUGAAUAAAUAAAUGAUGUGGACUAAAUGUCUGCUGCAUUGCAGUGCUUCCCUUUUACAUGUUAACGCUUUAACUGAGUUUUUUUUCUUGUGUGUUGCAGGGAGCUGGGCCUAGAGACCAAAGAGCUGAGAGUCAGACUUCUGGAGCGAAAUGGCAAAAAAGAACGUAAGACACUGCUGCAAAGCAAUCUACUACUGGCUACAGUUCAGAAACCUGAUCAGCAGAAAUGUUUGGACUGCUUAAGCAGAAUCAUUGAUGCCUUAAAUGUGCAGUUGGCAGGCUCUGGUGGUCUUUGUUAGCACUUAGAGACUUAUUGAAUGUAAGAGAGCCAUAGUGAAGUACCCGCUUUAAUGCUGUUUUUCUUCAUACGAUACAACUUUUCUUACCUGGGUAGAAUUCCUUCCGGGCUACGCCUCCAUCACCCUUGACCUCCGCUGCAAAGUCCCUACUGGACAGCACACGCUGUCGAUUGGCCCUGGCCAUGGCUUGGCUCCUCAUGCUACAGUCACAGCAGAGGUGAGUGAAGAGAUGCAGCACAUUUCUGUAAAAUAAUGGAAAACCUCUUUUUAAACCCCUCUCAUGCUUUGAAGUGUGCAGUUACAUCACAGUUUAUUACCUAACAACAAGCAAGCUGGACUCAAACAAAGAUUCACUACAAAGGCAGAGGGAGUGUUGUAUAACAGCAGCCUAUUGUCAUGCUGGUGACAGCUGUCUCUGCUGACUUGUUGCUUUUUUGCAUAUUUUUCAAAGACGGCAUUACAGAAACAUCUGCCAUAUCUCUGCAAGCUAACAUUUACAUUAACACUACCUGUUAUCCUAUGCAUCUCCUGUAAGCUGCUUUAGCUGUGCUGACAGGUCAGCUGAAGUUGUCCCUGCAGGUCAACAUGACAAUUUAUGUAGAGUUCACUCUUAUUAAAAGUUAAAAGUGUAUCCUUCACUGACAUUUUGAAAAACCGACAGCCAUGCAGAUAAUAACAGUAUUUUUCAUGUUCUCUAGCUUCUGUAUGUUGAAACGGAGGAACCUCACAUUACCCAAAAUGCCCUGCCUCUUCGUCCCUCUCUCACACCUACCAAGAAAGUGGAUGUAGAUCGAACGAUCAUGCCCGAUGGAACCAUCGUCACCACUGUCACAACCGUCCAGUCUAGACUCAAACUGGAACGCAGCCCAGGUUGCUUCAAUUGACUUAAGUAUAACAUUUUGCACAACAGAAGACAAAAUCUAAAUGUAAUUUUAUUAACCAUGGCAUAAAAUGCCUGUGAUGCCUUCUAGGUGAGUCUCCUUUGCGCUCCCCGUCCAAAGUGGAGGUGACGGAGAAGAAGCCCAUCAUUCUGUCAGAUGCCAAAGGCAGCCCCAACCCCAGCAGUGAGUUCAGACUGGAAGACCAGACGUUGUUUUACAUAACAGAUGCAAAGUAGGAUAAGCAGCAGGCUGCUGUGUAAUGUGAGAGGAGAGGAAUGCACUUUUUUGCACGCAUCGUGUACUCUCUGUGCAGGUACUCCUGGUAAAAACCUUAACGGGGUUCUCACAGGAACCCAGUAUCUGCUUAUGAGAAGUUAAAGAUCAAAAUUUGGUCUCAUAAAGAGUCCAGGGUGCGCCCUGAUAACAAUUAGAACGCUUUUAAAGUAGAAGUAGUCAUUUUUCAGGUUGAUACAAAAGAGGGUGAACUGUACAUUUUAAAAAUAAAUAUGCACCACAGACAAAAAAACCUGUAAAGGAAGAGAAUAUUUUCGAUAAAAAAGAAAAAAAGAAAUUUUAAUUCACAUUGUUUAUUGGUAUAAUGCUUAUUUAUUUACAUCUUCGUGUUUUGUUGCUCAGAGAGCAGCCGUCUCUCUAAUGGCCUGGAUCCUGUUGCAGAGACGGCCAUUCGACAGCUGACAGAGUCUGCCACCAAAGCAGCUCGGAAAACACCAACAAAAAGGAGCACGCUGAUCAUCUCAGGCGUAUCAAAGGUCAGAGAAGCAUCACUUUGUUAAAUGUAGUGGUUCGUCAGCUAUAUGCCAACAUGGCUAAAUCAAAAAGAGAAGUAAUAAACCAUUCUUGUCUGCCUUUUUAGGCGAAAGUAGUCACAUUGUUUCAUUAGAUGCAAUUACUUUUAUUUGAAACCACUUUUUUCCGUAUUUGGUUGCUCUUUUGUAGGAUGUCAGUUAAUAGCAUACCCAGAUUUGAUGAUAUCUCAUCAAAUCUCAGACCACAGUUCCAAUCACAGGAGCUAUAACAAGAAACCUACUUAUAAGGAGUCAGUAAUACAAUGAGAGGCAGGCGAAAUGACAUUGAGCUAAAUUUAGUCCACAGGCACAGCCUCACAUAGGACCACAUUAUAGCAGAAUGAGGGCCCUCUGAACUAAUUUUGCCUGUGACACAAUAAGUCUACUGGAAAUAACCUCUUGGAGAACAUCAUUUGAUUCAGGAUCUCUUACUUAUCAGGUGCCCCUGUCAAAAGAUGACUGUGCAAUAUCCAGUGGCUACGCCGCAGCCAUGGAUGCAGCCAUGCAUGGCAACCAUUAUGGUGUUGGGCAUCAUCAGGACCCAGAUGAAACCACACCUUCGGACGUGUCUGAGCGUCCAUCUGUAGACGAUGUGGAGUCAGAUACAGGUUCAACUGGUGCCUUGGAAACCCGCAGCCUCAAGGACCAUAAAGGUGACUUGGUUUUCUUUUUUUUUUUGUGCUUGGCCUGUACAUCCAAAUUGAUAAAUGUGGUGGUAUAAUCUGAUGUGCGUUUCAAUUCCCCUUAUAAUUAAAGUCUGAAGAUUCAAGUUCAUCUUCUUGAUAAUGAUAAUGAAUGACUGAUUUCAACUUUAUUAAUAGAUGUCAGGCAUUUGACAGCAGUUUUCUCAAAGAUACACAAAAAAACAAAGGUAAAGCAAAAUUUUGGAACAAGUUCUGAUGAGGACCUAAUGUGUAAAAUUUUGCAGCAGCUAAAAAUAUUUUUAAAUAAUACAUUAAAAAGACAGUAUCACAUAUGAUAAUGUUAACUUUAAUACUAAAGCAACUGUUAAAAUUAGGCUGUGAGGUUGUGUAGUAAGUAUGUUGCAUGGGUGAAGUAAAUAUGUGAUGGAUAAAUGUACAUGCAUAGAUUUACACACUUUAUUGGUGUAAUAAAGGCUUUUAUUUUAAACAGUUCAGUUUAGUUUUAAAAAGUUCUGGUGUGACAUCUUCUGCAGGUCAUUUCCUGACUUACUGGAGUGAUGCUGCUGCCCUCUAGAGGCCUUUUUUCAACACGCACUUCAUGGACCAUGCACAGAUUUCUGUUCAUUUACUUUAAUAUCAAUUUGAGAAGGCAGCCUUCUCAUAAAACCAUUGAAUGUUUUGUAAAAAUGAUUACAAGGUCUUUUUCAACAAGGUCUUAAUACUGCAAACAUUACAUUUUAAAACAGAUUUUUUUCUCUCGACUUCUUUCAGUGAGCUUCCUGCAGAGUGGGACAAAGCUUUGGUUUCGAAGAAGACAUCGAGAGAAAGAAUCCUGCCUCAGUCAGUCACAUGAAGACAUCUCCAACAUGGGCAAUAACUUCACUGCUGCAGCAACCAGCGGCCGUAAAAAGUCUGGCAGCUUCUCCCGGCGUCUCAUCAAACGCUUUUCUUUCCGCUCAUCAGGCAAAUCAAAGGGCAAAGCCACUGCAACCAACGGGGGAGCAAGCUCUCUAGAUAACUGA
This is a messenger RNA of Xyrichtys novacula (pearly razorfish), 20427 nucleotides long. The record is from the annotation of a GenBank genome assembly. Lineage: Eukaryota; Metazoa; Chordata; Actinopteri; Labriformes; Labridae.